GCGCUCACACCGCUUUCUCUGGGCGCUGGGACCUGCAGCCCCGACAGGCAGAGUGGACAGUGAGAGAGACAGAGACAGAGAAAAAGGUCUUCCUUUACCGUUGGUUCACCCCCCAAUGGCCACUGCGGCCGGCGCAUCUCGCUGAUCUGAAGCCAGGAGCCAGGUGCUUCUCCUGGUCUCCCAUGCGGGUGCAGGGCCCAAGGACUUGGGCCAUCCUCCACUGCACUCCCUGGCCACAGCAGAGAGCUGGACUGGAAGAGGAGCAACCGGGACAGAAUCCGGCGCCCCGACCGGGACUAGAACCCUAGGUGCCGGUGCCGCCGCAGGUGGAGGAUUAGCCUAGUGAGCCGUGGCGCCAGCCAAACCUCAGGAGCCUCAGGAUGGUGCGUGCUAAGAACUGGACCCUGAAGAAGCACUUCCAUGGCCACCCCACGGAGAGCGACUUUGAGCUGAAGACAGUGGAGCUCCCACCGUUAAACAACGGAGAGGUCCUGCUGGAAGCUCUGUUCCUCUCCGUGGAUCCUUACAUGAGGUUGGGAUCCAAAAGAUUGAAGGAGGGAGACACCAUGAUGGGGCAGCAAGUGGCCAGAGUUGUGGAAAGCAAAAACCCAGCAUGGCCGCUCGGGACCGUCGUCCUGGCUUAUGCAGGCUGGGCAUCGCACUCCAUUUCCGAUGGACAACAACUGGAGAAGCUGCUUACCGAGUGGCCAGACACCUUGCCACUGUCUUUGGCCCUGGGAACAGUCGGCAUGCCAGGCCUGACCGCCUACUUUGGUCUCCUCGACGUCUGCGGAGCAAAGAGUGGAGACACCGUCCUGGUGAAUGCAGCCGCCGGAGCCGUGGGCGCAGUCGUGGGGCAGAUCGCCAAGAUCAAGGGCUGCAAAGUCGUGGGAGCAGCAGGGUCUGAUGAAAAGGUCGACUACCUGAAGAAGAUUGGGUUUGAUUUUGCCUUUAACUACAAGACGGUGAAGUCCCUGGAAGAAACCUUGAAAAAAGCCGCUCCUGAUGGGUACGAUUGCUAUUUUGAUAAUGUAGGUGGAGAGUUCUCCAAUACUGUUAUCCGCCAGAUGAAGAAAUUUGGGAGAGUUGCAAUGUGUGGGGCCAUUUCUAUGUACAACAGUACUGGCCAGCUUCCCCCAGGCCCAUCCCCGGAGAGCAUGAUCUACCAGGAAAUCCGCAUGGAAGGUUUCCUCUGCACCCGCUGGAAGGGAGAAGUGCGCCAGAAGGCGCUGAAGGAGCUGCUGACGUGGGUUCUAGAGGGGAAAAUCCAGUAUCGUGAAUUCGUCAUUGAAGGAUUUGAAAACAUGCCUGCUACGUUUAUGAGAAUGCUGAAAGGAGAGAAUGUGGGGAAAGCCAUAGUGAAAGUCUAAAGAGUGGCGCAUGCAAGCAUUGGAUCAUCUGGUACACUUAAUAUUUCCUAUCACUUAGUAAAAAUAGACACUGCCUAAUCAUCCAAGAAGCAGCAGCUGCAAGGAGUUUGACGUCAUAAAAUCCAUUGACAUGCAUGGAGGAGAGGGGGGUUGGUCUACAAGUUGAGAUGCCUGGGCUUAUGCUCCUGACUCCACCUUCCUGCUAAUGUGCAUUGGGGAGGCAGCAGGUGAUGGCUCAAGUAACUGAGUUCCAGCUGCCCACGUGGGAGGCUGGAUUGUGUUUGCUCUUGCCUCCUGGCUUUGGCCUGACUCAGCCCAACCUGGGCCACUGCAUGCCUCUGGCAAGUGAACCAGCAGAUGGGCUGUCUCUCUGCCUUCUUUUUCUGCCUCUCAAUAAAUAAAUAAAAUCUCAAUAAGCAAAUACAUGGAUGUGAUUAUGGACAGA
Molecule: messenger RNA, 1815 nt
Organism: Lepus europaeus (European hare)
Lineage: Eukaryota; Metazoa; Chordata; Mammalia; Lagomorpha; Leporidae
Product: prostaglandin reductase 1-like
Exons: 11
Coding region: 381-1370 (329 amino acids)
Biological process (GO): prostaglandin metabolic process
Cellular component (GO): cytoplasm
Molecular function (GO): 15-oxoprostaglandin 13-reductase [NAD(P)+] activity; 2-alkenal reductase [NAD(P)H] activity
Source: RefSeq, a predicted model, not a curated record